Molecule: messenger RNA, 607 nt
Organism: Hevea brasiliensis (rubber tree)
Lineage: Eukaryota; Viridiplantae; Streptophyta; Magnoliopsida; Malpighiales; Euphorbiaceae
Product: mitochondrial import receptor subunit TOM7-1
Exons: 1
Coding region: 93-317 (74 amino acids)
Biological process (GO): protein import into mitochondrial matrix
Cellular component (GO): mitochondrial outer membrane translocase complex
Source: RefSeq, a predicted model, not a curated record
CCUUGCUCAACGGUAACACCGACAGAUUAGGGUUUUGGGUUUAUAACCUCUCAUCCCUGGAAAAACGUAACCUCUUCUUGAGAGAGGAAUCAAUGGCGUCUAGGGUUUCGCUCAAGAGCAAAGGCAAAAGCAGCGGCGGCAAGGGAUCAAAGGGCAUGGAGGAGAAAUCGACCUCGCAGUGCUUGAAGGAGUGGAGCACUUGGGCCAUGAAGAAGGCUAAAGUCAUCACUCAUUAUGGAUUCAUUCCUUUGGUCAUCAUCAUCGGCAUGAAUUCCGAGCCUAAGCCUCAGCUUUACCAGCUCCUAACUCCUGUCUGAUUUAAUCGCUUGCAUGCUCAUAUCGUGGUGAUUUGCCUUCUCCUCUUUUAUUUGUCGAAUCUACAUCGAUUGACUGAGGGAUUUUUAUUUGGUUUAGGACUUAGGGGGUGUAAGCUUUAUGGGUUUUGUGGAAGUCAAGUUUAUGGAUGAAUUAGUGUAAUAUGUGAAAAUAUCCAAUCUUUAUAUAAGGGUUUUGAAUAUUGGAACACAGAGUUUUUGCGGUUGCAUUUACUGUUCGGCUGAUUAGAGUUUUGGUUUUAAUUCUAUAGAAACUUCGGUUACCAGUUUAA